GCGCCUUGCACGGAGCCGCCCCUCGCCGCCCGCCGGGAUGUGGAAGCUGGUGUCCGCCACAGGAAAAGGAGAGCCGUAUUGGCUUUUAAGCGGUACAGAAUAUGUUGUUGGACGCAAAAACUGUGCAAUUUUAAUUCAGGAUGAUCAGUCCAUCAGUCGAAGCCAUGCGGUUCUGACAGUAAGUCGUCCUGAAACAACCCCUAGCCAGUCUCUGCCAGUCCCUGUAUUAACGGUAACAGAUACAUCCAAGUAUGGUACCUUUGUUAAUGGGUCAAAACUUGAUGGCACUUCAGUGUCUUUGCAGUCUGGUGACAGAAUCAACUUUGGAGUCUUUGAGAGCAAGUUCAGAGUAGAAUAUGAACCUUUGGUCGUCUGCUCCUCGUGUUUAGAUACAGCUCAGAAAACUGCUUUAAACCAAGCCAUCUGGCAGCUUGGAGGCCUUGUUGUGAAUGAGUGGACAAAGGAGUGUACUCACCUUGUGAUGGUAUCAGUAAAAGUUACCGUUAAGACUAUAUGUGCUUUAAUUUGUGGUCGACCAAUUAUAAAGCCAGAGUUUUUUGUUGAAUUAAUCAAAGCUAUUCAGUCCAGGCAGCAGUUGCCAAAACAUGAAAACUUUUAUCCUCCCGUUGAUGAGCCUUCCAUUGGUACUGAAAAACUGGAUUUAUCUGAGCAUCAUGAAAGGAAAAAAAUAUUCAGUGGAAAAACUUUUGUAUUUCUAACUGCCAAGCAGCACAAGAAGCUGGGUCCAGCAGUUAUUCUCGGAGGAGGGGAAGCAAAGUUGAUGACGGAAGGAAGAAAAGAACCAUCUUUCCUAACUUCUCCUGAAGUUUGUGUUGUUGAUGUGGGGUUGACAAACUCUCAGGUGCCAGAAUCUGACUCCGCAAGAAACUGGACUGAUUCCGUUCUGGCUGUCUUGAAAAGCAAGAAUAUCAGGGCUAUUCCCGAGGCAGAAAUCGGAUUGGCAGUUAUCUUCAUGUCGACGGAAAAAUACUGCAACCCUCAAAAGCAGCUUGGUAACAAAGCUGUAAGCACGAGUAUUCCUGCCUCAGGGGUUGUUGCUGGGCGAGCCAUUUCCCAGAGUCUGGCUGUGGAUGAAACCAUGAUGGCAACUGCUGCGGAGGACAGCACGGCAUACGUGGCUGAUACAGAAAUAGAAGAGCAGGCACGCAUGGAGAUAGAGAAUACUCCCCUGAUGGAAAGAAGAGGGCAAAUGGUUUUCCACGAUACAAUCACUGUAAAGAAAAACCCCAGCACAAGCAGCAGUGUAAAUGCAGGAGCAUCGGUAUCUAGAGUGAACAGAACAUCUGGGUUUAGUCAAAAAAGUCAACCUGUCUCACCAUCCAAGAUUUCAGAAGCUGGUAAACCUAGUGAGUGUGCUUCACGUCACCAGUCCAACUCAAUUGCAAAUUACUUCCAGGUAGCCAGAAAAAGGGAAAGAGCAGAAGAAGGAGAAGAAACAUCUGUAUCCAAACUAGCAAAAGUAGAGAAAAGGUCAUCGCCUGUUUCCCAGUGCACCGAACGCGAAGCUGCAUCAGUGUGGAACAGUGAAGCACAACAGCAUCAAAAGGAAAAUAAAACUGGGGACCCAAACCCACAUUUGGCAUUAGAAGACACGGGUAUAAAGUUGACACGAGGAAGUGGUAAACUAGGGACUGAUAAACCAGAUGCUAGAACUGCUUCUAGUGAAAAGCCUGCACUGAAGAGAAAGGAGUUAGAUGAUUUAUCUGAAGAUACAGAGGCACUAGAAAUUGUGUUUGGAAGCAGAGACUUAGACUGGGAAGAUCAAAUGGCAGAUCAUGACCAGGAAGCUCAGGGAAAUACACGAAAAAAAAGAUGUCUGGAAGCUAAAGGAAGCAGGGCUCAAGAAGUAAACAUAAAACAGAGAGAGGAGAAUAAAACAUUGAAAGAAGAGGAACUUGAAUCGGUUCUAACUUCAGAAAUGAAAAGCGAGAUCAAGCAAGAGCUGCCAGUCUUGAACCGCCAUGAACUGCAGGAUGACUCCAGCAAUCUUCCCAGCAGACUUCUCUUGACUGAGUUUAGAUCACUGGUUGUCAGCCAUCCAAGACAGAGCAGUCAGCUGACUGGAAAUGCCAGCUAUGGAGGAAAGAAGAAUUUCAAAACCUUCAAAAAGGUAUCUUAUCCCGGGGCAGGACAACUUCCCUACAUUAUUGGAGGAUCAGAUUUGAUUGCUCACCAUGCUAAAAAGAAUUCAGAGCUAGAGGACUGGUUAAGGCAAGAAAUGGAGGAGCAGAACCGACAUGCAAGAGAAGAAUCGCUUGCUGAUGAUCUCUUCAGAUACGAUCCUAAUGUGAAAAGGAGAAGAUAAAUUGUGACCUGAAUUUACGGAGAUUCUCUAGCAAAAUCUGCAUUCUGUUCCUUAGGCUUGCUGGUUACAGCCUGUAAUCUGUCAUUGUAAGACUUGUUUUUAAGUCUUGCUUUUUUAUUAAAGAAAAAGAGAUGUUUCUUUCACUGCUUGGUAAUUACGGGUUGCACUUUUUCAAGACCUUUGCAUUAUUUGCUUUGGAGUAAUGCUCAGUAAAAUACUGCAGAUACUUAA
Messenger RNA from Calidris pugnax (ruff), 2557 nucleotides. RefSeq names its product nibrin (gene NBN). NCBI's taxonomy places the organism in Eukaryota, Metazoa, Chordata, Aves, Charadriiformes, Scolopacidae. The transcript has 16 exons. Gene Ontology annotation, molecular function: damaged DNA binding; protein binding. Gene Ontology annotation, biological process: mitotic G2 DNA damage checkpoint signaling; double-strand break repair via homologous recombination; telomere maintenance. The record is from RefSeq and is a predicted model, not a curated record. The coding region runs from base 38 to 2326 and encodes 762 amino acids. Gene Ontology annotation, cellular component: Mre11 complex; nucleus.